UUUUACCGACUUACAGAAUGCGAAGACACAGUUACAAAUUGUGCGAAAUACGGCGCGCUGUGUAACAAUGUCACCUACGCGUCGUUUAUGAAAAGGCAGUGCAGGAAAAAAUGCGGAUAUUGCUUUACCAGUCAGAAAUUUUUGUAUCUUUUAUACUAUCUGACUUUUUUAAUUUUAGAGUGUAAAGGUGAACUUUCAAACUGUGCAAAAAAAAUUGGACUUUGCGAUAAAUUUGAGUAUGCGUCGUUAAUGAGCAGUCAUUGUAGGAAGCAUGUGCAUACUGUCCGAUGA
This is a messenger RNA of Enterobius vermicularis (human pinworm), 291 nucleotides long. The record is from the annotation of a GenBank genome assembly. NCBI's taxonomy places the organism in Eukaryota, Metazoa, Nematoda, Chromadorea, Rhabditida, Oxyuridae.